This is a messenger RNA of Papaver somniferum (opium poppy), 1537 nucleotides long. RefSeq names its product omega-hydroxypalmitate O-feruloyl transferase-like. The transcript has 2 exons. Bases 61 to 1407 code for a protein of 448 amino acids. Lineage: Eukaryota; Viridiplantae; Streptophyta; Magnoliopsida; Ranunculales; Papaveraceae. Gene Ontology annotation, molecular function: acyltransferase activity, transferring groups other than amino-acyl groups. The record is from RefSeq and is a predicted model, not a curated record.
AUAAAUAAAGUUGUUUGCUCUUAUUCAUAAUUAAGUUUCAUUUUCGCUUUUUGUUUACAAAUGGGGGAGAAUCUCGACUCUAGCUGUCAGAAAGUCUAUGUGGAAACUUUUGACGAUGAACAUAUUGUGAAUCUUGAUGUCAAGAUUAUUGGAGAACCAACUUUGGUUACUCCAGCAGAAGAGACACCAAAGGGUAUAUACUUCUUGUCAAACAUUGACAGGGGAGCUGACAUGAUUCAAACUUUUAAUUGUUUUAGAAAAACAAUCGAUGAAAAAAUAGAUGCAGCUCAAGCCUUAAAAGAUGGCUUAGCAAAAGUUCUUGUUCACUACUAUCCUAUUGCUGGACGUCUUAUUUUGAAUGAUAAAAAUAAGUUUGCAAUAGAUUGCACAGGCGAAGGUACUCUUUUUAUUGAGGCUGAGGCGGAUUGUACGUUGGAAGAGAUGGGUGACCUGACGCAACCCAAUCCUGCUAAGUUUAAGAAACUUGUUUAUGGCAAUCCUGGUCCAGUAAACAUACAUGAAAAUCCUCCUCUACUUGCGGUUCAGGUGACCAAAUUCAAGUGCGGAGGAUUUAUUCUUGGACUAAGCAUGAAUCACACAGUAUUUGAUGGAACUGGAGCAAUGGAGUUUGUGAUCUCAUGGGGUGAAGUUACGAGAGGAUUGCCACUAACGAAACCGCCGUUCCUAGAUCGAACCUUACUCAAAGCACGAACCCCACUGAAGACCCAUUUCAACCAUAUACUCGAGGAAAUCAUAGACAUAUCAAACACUAAUGCUCUUUGGGAGGAAGAAAAUCUACUUAACAAAUCCUUCAUUUUUCACCCCCACAAGCUAGAAAGACUAAAGAAAAAAGCCAUGGAAGAUGGGGUUCUGAAAAACUGCAGCACUUUCGAAGCACUUACUUCUUUCAUUUGGAGAGCGAGAACUAAAUCAUUAAGACUUCAUCCUGAUCAACAAGUAAGGCUACUCUUUCCUGUUGAUGCUCGGUCUAGAUUCGACCCGCCAUUACCAAAAGGUUACUUUGGAAAUGCAUUCGCAUUAAAGAACUGCCAAUGCAGCGUGAGUGAGAUUCUACGAAGUCCAUUGUCAUCAAUGAUAGAGCGAAUUCGACAAUUAAUUAAGUUGGUUACAGACCAAUACAUGAGAUCAGCAAUAGAUUCCUUAGAAGAAUACGAGCAUCCGUUACCUAAAGCUCACACCCUGUUUCUAAGUGUUUGGACUAGGAUAGGAUUCCAUGAUAUGGAUUUUGGUUCGGGAGGGCCUUUUUUCUCAGGCCCUCCAACUUUGCCAACAAGUGUAGUCUUUUUCUUGGCUCAUGGAGAAGAAAGGAAAAGCAUAAACUUGUGUCUAAGUCUCCCUGUUUCUGCCAUGAAGAUCUUCGAAGAAACAAUUACUGCAAUCGAUUAAAAUCGAGAGGAAAAUCUGUAAGAUUCCAUAUAUACACAAUAUUACAAAAAAAUAAAAAAACAAAGAUCUUGAUUUAAUAUUUGGUAUGCAUGAUUGUGUGUAAUCAAUUGCUCUUGUAUUCAAUACAACA